UGUGGUCAGGGGUUAUGGGUUGCCCGUUAGGCGUUGUGGUUAUGGGUUGUGAUUAGGGUUAUGGUCGGGUUUUAGGGUUGUAGAGCUGCCAUCAACCAAUCAGUGAGCUCUAAAAGGAGUACAGGAUGUCACCAUGUCACUUGAUUUUGUUGUGGUCACUGAGUACCAACCUAUCACUGAGGACCAAUAAUGCUAGCCUUUCUAUUAGUCAGAUGUGAGGAGCUGGAGCCGUCCUACUGGUGGUUAAGGAGGAAAUGAGGGGGAAGUGUGUUCCUUCCCACUCCUCCCUCCUCUGGUUUCCCUUCAGAAAGACAAGAGAGUUAUCAAGACACUGUAGAGCCCUAGACACAGAGAAGUACAGACUACAGGACUACUACAGACCAGUACAUUACUACUACAGACCAGUACUUUACUACUACAGACCAGCACAGGAGUACUACAGACUACUACAGACCAGCACAGGACUACUACAGACCAGCACAGGAGUACUACAUACCAGCACAGGAGUACUACAGACCAGCACAGGAGUACUACAGACCAGCACAGGAGUACUACAGACUACUACAGACCAGCACAGGAGUACUACAGACCAGCACAGGAGUACUACAGACCAGCACAGGAGUACUACAGACCAGCACAGGAGUACUACAUACCAGCACAGGAGUACUACAUACCAGCACAGGAGUACUACACACUACUACAGACCAGCACAGGACUACUACAGAACAGCACAGGACUACUACAGACCAGCACAGGAGUACUACAGACCAGCACAGGAGUACUACAUACCAGCACAGGACUACUACAGACAGGCACAGGAGUACUACAUACCAGCACAGGAGUACUACACACUACUACAGACCAGCACAGGAGUACUACAGACCAGCACAGGAGUACUACAGACCAGCACAGGAGUACUACAGACCAGCACAGGAGUACUACAUGCCAGCACAGGAGUACUACACACUACUACAUACCAGCACAGAAGUACUACAGACCAGUUUGGUGACAGUGGAACCAGCAGGAUCAUUUUGAUGGGAAUCCCAGACCAGAGGGCUGUGACUGGACAGUGAGUGACCCCAUGCCUCUGAGUCCGGCUGCCAACGCUAAGCAUGACCCCCCUGAUCAUCCCCGGCAACCAGCCGCUACCAAUGGCAACCAGCCAGGUUCCGCCAUUGCCAGGGACGACGGGAGGACUUCCUCCCCAGAUCCUCCUGACGAUGGCUCUGGAAACAGCAUCGUCAUCCGUAUUGGCAUCCCUGACCUGCAGCAGACGGUACACGCAAACACGCAAACACGCAAACACACAUAUGAAAACUCUUACCUAAGAAAUUGAUUAAUAAAUUCACAGGUGUGUGAAGAAUGUCGCAGGUGUAAUGAACUUCGUCUGUUGUUUGAAGAGAGUCAGACCGAAAUGCAGCGUGUAGGUUACUCAUGACUUUUAAUGAAGAAAAUGCGGUACAUGAAAUAACUGAAGAAGAAAACAACAAAGGAGUGAAACUAAUUACAGCCUAUCUGGUGACUAACACAGAGACAGGUACAAUCACCCACGAACUACCACGCGCACUCAGGCUGCCUAAAUACGGUUCCCAAUCCGAGACAACGAGAAUCAGCUGACUCCAAUUAGGAAUCGCCUCAGGCAGCCAAGCCUAACUAGACACACCCCUAAUAAUACACACUCCCAAUUAAUACAAACCCCAAUACGAAAUACAACAUAUAAACCCAUGUCACACCCUGGCCUACCCAAACAUAUAACAAAAACACAAGAUACAAUGACCAAGGCGUGACAGCAGGAGGAGAUGGCUGCCGUUUUACUGGCUCUUAACCAAUUGUGCUGUUGUGUGUGUUUUUUCGCGUUAUUUGUAGCCUACUUUGUUUCUGCCACCGUCUCUUAUGACGAAAAGAGCUUCUGGAUAUCAGGACAGCGUUUACUCACAUUGUACUGGACAA
Messenger RNA from Oncorhynchus keta (chum salmon), 1950 nucleotides. RefSeq lists its product as uncharacterized. The record is from RefSeq and is a predicted model, not a curated record. The transcript is spliced from 2 exons. Bases 255 to 1073 code for a protein of 272 amino acids. Lineage: Eukaryota; Metazoa; Chordata; Actinopteri; Salmoniformes; Salmonidae.